Messenger RNA from Micropterus dolomieu (smallmouth bass), 7162 nucleotides. RefSeq names its product PR domain containing 2, with ZNF domain b (gene prdm2b). Gene Ontology annotation, molecular function: DNA-binding transcription factor activity, RNA polymerase II-specific; RNA polymerase II transcription regulatory region sequence-specific DNA binding; histone methyltransferase activity. The transcript has 10 exons. NCBI's taxonomy places the organism in Eukaryota, Metazoa, Chordata, Actinopteri, Centrarchiformes, Centrarchidae. The record is from RefSeq and is a predicted model, not a curated record. Gene Ontology annotation, cellular component: nucleus. Gene Ontology annotation, biological process: regulation of transcription by RNA polymerase II. The coding region runs from base 244 to 5388 and encodes 1714 amino acids.
ACUUGAGAAGACCAGGAAGCCUCGUCGUCUACAAAAACCUCCUUGCUGAACAUUAUUGUCCCAUCGCUGUAUGUGUACGGGUCUGACAGGCUGCCUCUCCCAACUACACUACACGAUCCGAGUUACAGAGGAGGCUUUCGACUCAAGCCUCCAUCCGCCAUUUUCAGCAGAUUGAAAGCAGUCCUCGUGGUGACACUCUGUCAAGACUUGGUGCUCACUGUCUUGUGGAAACCUGAACAGAUCAUGGCUAUUCGUGAGGGGACAGUAGAAACUCUGGAUGAAAUUCCAGCUCAUAUGUGGAGGGGUUUGCCUGACUGUUUGAGUCUUAGACCUUCUGUUAUAAAUCAAAGCCGGGUCGGUGUCUGGGCCACCCGGGUCAUUCCAAAAGGCAAGAGGUUCGGCCCAUUUGUUGGAGAGAAGAAAAAAAGGUCCCAGGUGACGAGUAAUGUUUACAUGUGGGAGGUUUAUUUCCCAGCGCGGGGCUGGAUGUGUGUUGAUGCCACAGACCCCAUGAAGGGGAACUGGCUGCGAUAUGUGAACUGGGCACGCUCCAGUGAAGAGCAGAAUCUUUUCCCCCUGGAGAUCAACAGGGCCAUUUACUACAAAGUUUUACGGCCUAUCGGGCCGGGAGAGGAGCUGCUGGUGUGGUACACUGUGGAAGACAACCCUGAGAUAACAGCUGCACUGGAGGAAGAAAGAGCCAGCAGUCUGAGCAGGAAAAAUUCACCCAGGGCGAAGCGAGCCAGAAGAAAGCUACUGGAGAGAGCCAGACAGUCUGGUUUGGGUGGAUUCAAGAAAACGAGUUUAACCAAACCUACUCUCAAGGAGAUGUGGGAUGGGAAAGACGGCCUGAAGGAGGAGGAUGAGAGGCCAUCAAUCGUAGGGCCCUCGCAGGAACUCCAGGAAACCCAUCCCAGGGCAAGCCAUGACCUUAGACAUGUGGAGGACAUGUCAGCAGGGAUGACGGACAGGGGAAAUGUGGAAGAGGAAGAAGAAGAAGAAGAAGACGAGGAGGAGGAUGCUGAUGAUUUGGAUGAACCAGCUCAAAUUAGGAUGCAAGCUGCUCUGCAUUCACCUGCGAUUGAGUCUAUGCAAAACAAGCAGAAUGCCCCAUUGCUGAACUGUGGUGAAGGAAACCAUAAGGAUUCGCAGGCAAAGUUGGAGUCUUCCUCGCAUGCAGGGCAAGAACCAGAGGGGGAUCCUGAUCUUGACCUUGACCCAGAUGGUGACCUUGAGGGCGAUCCCCAUGGAGAUUCCUAUCCCUGUCAGUACUGUGAGCGCCACUUCUCCACCAGGCAGGGUCUGGAACGCCACAAUCACAUUCAUGCCAUCUCUAACCAGCAGACACAACUGUUCAAGUGCCGGUACUGCAGUAAAUCCUUCGGUUCACAGGUGGGGCGGCGGCGGCAUGAGAGAAGGCAUGAGAGUGGGCCAAAGAAAAGGCCUGGCUCUCUGGCUGGGACUGCCAGUCUACUCAGUCCUGUGGUCCAGACCGACGGUUCAAGUCCUGACUACACCAGCCCAACUAGUCACUAUAUAGCCAUAGGGUCCCAGUUUACUGGAGGACUGCACAACUCUGACCUGCAGAGAAAGGAGUUGGGACCUCAUGGUGACCGUCCAUUUAUAUUGGAUGAAAAUGGGGAGUCUAAAGAACUCCAUCCCUGCAAGUACUGUAAUAAAGCAUUUGGCACACACACCAACAUGCGCCGACACCAACGCAGAAUACACGAACGGCACUUGUUACCAAAGGGAGUUCGCAGGAAAGGCAUGCUGCUGCAAGAGGCGUCAGCGCAGCAACAGCCCAAUGAAUCCCCCAGCACCAGCCCUCCGCCCGUUUACGUGCCCAGUGCGGACACAGAAGAUGAGGCAGACAGGGACGAUUACGCAGUUGACAUAUCAAAAAACAUCUCUGAGAAUUUGAGCUUCUACAUUGACGGCAAGAUUGUGUCCACCAGUUCGGUGAGCACCUGUGAGGUGAUAGAGGUGGACUCCAGAUCUGCAGCUCUGUUUGGUCUGGACACUGUAAUCAUCAGCCCAAAUCAGAUCAGUCAGGCGCUGAAGGCAGAGGGUAGGGCAAGUACCGUAAAGCAAGUCUCCAACAUCGGUCAGCCAGCCGCAAAAAGAAGAACAUCUACACCCCCACUUGUUCCCGGCCUUAAAGUGGAGACAGAAACCUCAUCUUUCACAGCCUCUUCAUCGUCUUCAUCAUCCUCUACAUCUUCCUCCUCUAACUUGUUAUUAGGAGGACUGUUGCAACAAGCUGCAGAUUCAUCAGCGUUUCAACGAGAGAAAACCGUUUACCUCUCACCUAAGCUCAAACAGCUCCUUCAGACUCAAGACAUUCAGAAAUCAACCAUCACCCUGAUCACAGAGAGCCACAGGCUGGCCUCCCCGCUGUCUGUCACGCCGCUGCCGGGGGCUUCAGGCAGGUUUAAACGAAGAACAGCCUCUCCGCCGUCAUCACCACAGCUCAGCCCUGCAUGUAAAACGGAGAGCUGUAAAGCUGAGGUGGUGAGCUCAUACACCCUUAAAGUGCCAAAGCUGGAAAGCCGCAGCGUGUCACCUCCUGGGAGCCUACUGGACAAGGAAGAUGGAGACGGCCUUCCUGGAAAUGUGCAUGGCCAGACUUCUUCUAGUAGUGGUGGAAAUUCCUGUAAUCAGCAGCCCUUGGAUCUGUCAAACUCCCUCUGUAGGAGCAAUGACAGCGUGAGCAAGGUGCUUGGAGAUUCAGCACUGGAUUUAAGCCUCCAUCGGAAGAGCAAUGUUGAUCCUGAGUCAAAGGGAAGUCCAGCACCACAGCCACUGAUAAAAAAGAGAAAGCCUAACACUAGCAUGCUUGAAAAGGUGCUGAUGAAUGAGUACGUAGCUCCAACUUUGUCAGGUGAGGAAGGCCCCUCGGCCUUAGCGACCCUAAAUUGUUUUCAAUCUCGCUCUCCAAACGUUGCGUCAGAGUCUGCUCACCCCUCUCCACCCCCUUUGACUCCUGUCACCAUGAACCCAUCUUCCCCCAGUUCCUCAAGCGUGACAUCCCCAACACCGCCUCCCCCUGUACUACCUACCAUACCCUCUCCGCCGACAAUGCCUAGCUCUCCUAUUUCUCAGCCUUCAGACUGCUCUGCACUGAGACCUCUUCCUGUCCUCUCGCCAAAAAUGUCUCCAAGGUCAGUUGAACCCAAGCCCCUGUCGGACUCUGAGGAGGUUUUGUCAGCUGAACAAAACAAAGAAGAGGAAGAGAACCUCAUCCCUGAGCCACUGGACUCCCCGAAGACUCCACAUAAAGAUCCCCUUAAUUUUUCAGCAACAUCAGGCCCUCCGGAGCCGACAUCUCUAGAUCUGCCCACUACAGACGAUGUUUCUCAGACUACAACUUGCAGCAGUCUGCUAAACAGCAAAAUUAACCAAAAUCUCAACCCAGUAACAGAGAAAUCUCUUGCUGCUCUCUCAUCCCAGCCAGAAACGUCGUCCCCUCCUCCUUCAUCACAUGAUCCGUCCCCAUCACUAGUUUCACAAUCCCUCCCUCUGAUUAAGAUAAAAGAAGAGCCUCAGCACUGCGUAGAUGAACUAUCAGUUAUGAAUCAUGCACCUCAGGAUGCUGAUGACUCUUCACCUCAGCCUGCUACUCCUGUUAAACUGUCUAAUAAAACCUCUGAGGGGGAGGAAGUCGACUCGACAUACUGCAAGACGUUUGUGUGUAAUGUCUGUGAGGAGCCGUUCAACUCAAUCAAAGAGCUCAGUGGACACAUCGCAGAGCAUGCUGUGGAUUGGCCCUUCAAGUGUGAAUUCUGUGUGCAGCUGUUCGGUGACGCUCCGGCCCUGCUGGCUCACCGGACAGCGCUACAUGGAGUGGGCAGGAUCUUUGUGUGCUCGGUUUGUUCCAAGGAGUUUGCAUUUCUCUGUAACCUCCAGCAGCACCAAAAAGACCUGCAUCCAAACGAGACAUGUUCACAUACCGCCGUAGAGAGUGGCAAACUUAGGCCACAAAACUACACUGAUCCGUCUAGAGCCAAAGAGGAAAGCAGUCCCUUAACACCAGCACCAGAGACUACUGAUGAAGCAUCUCUACAAAAUGACUCUGAUUUAGCAAAAGAAGAUCCUGACAUUAAUGGUAAUCAUGCAGAGGACUGCGCCGAGGACCCUAAUGAGGAGCUGUACACUACAAUAAAGAUCAUGGCCUCGGAAGGAGGGAAGGCUAAAGGCCCAGAUGUCCGUCUUGGCAUUAAUCAACACUACCCCAGUUUUAAACCACCCCCUUUUCCUUAUCAUAGCCGUUCCCAUGCCGGCUCUGUGGCUUCAGCUACUAACUUUACCACCCACAACAUACCGCAAACGUUCAGCACUGCCAUUCGCUGCACCAAGUGUGGCAACAGCUUUGACAACAUGCCCGAACUGCACAAGCACAUUUUGGUGUGUGCCAAUGCUAGUGAUAAGAAGCGUUACACUCCCAAGAAAAACCCCAUCCCCCUCAAGCAAAUAGUCAAGAGUCCGAAUGGAGUCGUGUCUCCCUCAGCUGCCAUCGCAGGCCAGAGUGCUUUCCGUAGAAUGGGUCAGCCAAAGAGACUUAACUUUAAUCAAGAUACUGGUAAAAUGAAAAUGAGUGCCCUCAGUAAGAAGAAAAACCAGCUUGUCCAGAAGGCAAUUUCACAGAAAAAUAAAGCUGCCACUAUUGCGAAGAAGGCUACCGUUAAAGUUGAAGAAGAGCAGGCCUCUAACGUCUGCCCCCACUGCAGUCGGGAGUUUACUUAUCCUGCAAGUCUCAGUAAACAUAUGGCAGUUAGCUGUCCCAUGAAGCCUAUUGUUAAAAAGGGCAAAAAAGGUCAGGCUGAGGUGAAAAAAGAGGCGGUGUCAGUGGUAGAUAAAAACAUGAAUCUUAGGAAGAAAGCUUCAGACUACGAAAUACAGCAGACGGAGCCAGAGCCUAAACCCCUGGGAAAGACUAGGACUCGUAGCUCUGGCGUAGCAGACCUUGAACCCUCCCAUGCAAGCAAAGGAAAAACUGCUGCUGUGGUGGGCCGGCUAAAGAGGCCUGCCUCAUUCCCAGCACAAGUCCCUGCUAGCAAAAAAACUAAGAAGGGCCAAUUUCAGUCUCUACCUCCGACCCCAUCAGCCUCGGACACAACCAGUGACUCUGCAAUACAACGGCCAGCCAUGAGAAUGCAGCGUGUGGGCAAAGAGGCAGCACCCAAGAGAUUAGCAGAGGCCAAAUCACCACCACUACCACAACAGCUGAAGAAGGAGGAGCGGUUCUCCCUUCGAACAAGGGACAGAGUAGGUGGUCCAGUCACCAGGAGCUUACAAAUGGCCAACACAGCUCCUUCUGCUGAGGUGAAAACUGAGGAACCACUAAUUCAAGAGCCAAAAGAGACUCAGGAGGAGGUGCUGAUGAAGUGAGCUAUGUGGACAUUGUUGAGCUCUUCCUGGGAACACGGUGCUCUCACCUCUCAGGCAACGCUCUGGACUAAUCAAGGCACUGACGGCACUGAGGUUGACCGUAUUUUUUUUUUUUGUGGUGGGCUUAUUCACUGUAAACAAGUGAAGUCUGCUUAUCUCAACUGCCUUUGCUGGAUUUAAGGAGGGAACUCUCUUUAUCCUACAUCUGUCUUUAUGAACUGAGCCUCGAUUUUAUCCAGCCUUGCAAAAACAAAAUCUGGGGGGAAAAAAACCAACAACCUGUAAAUGACACACACACACACACACACACACACACACACACACACACACACACACACACACACACACACACACACACACACACCCCGUGUCAUUACUUGACCCAAAACAGUAUAAAACAUUAGGGCUCCGUUAUGUUGGGAAGCUGAUAUAUUGCAAAUGGCAAUCAUGUAUCAGUUAGGGUUUGGGAAACUUGUUUAUCCUUUCGUUCUGUAUUUUCCCCAUUUGGUUGUUUAGAUUUUUGGAUGUUUCAAGAGUCUCUUAAUGCAUGUGCUAAAUAGAAUAUAAACUAGAUUAAGCCAAUUUCCAUGUCUCUCCCAACGGGCACCUACUUCAGUUUAUACAUGAUUUGCAGAGUAUGUAUGGUUUGAUUUAAAUUUCUGUAGUCAUUAUAUUGUAGAAUAUAUCCUUUUGGAAUAUUUUUGUUUCGGAAACAAAAAUGAAAAUGGCAGUGGUUUACUGCAACAAUUGGUCCUCAGGAACACUAUAUGUGUGUGGUAAGUAUGUGUAUGGUUAUGGUUGGAUGUGCAGCCUGACAGCUAUUUUAAUUUUUUUUGGUCUAAAUCUCAAGUAUGUUCAUGUUUUGUUUUUGUUUUUUUGUUUUUUUCUUGCUUCCUCAGACUCUUUUGUUUAUCUGAAGUUAGCAGGUAAUUCCAGUUGUAAAAUGAUGGGAAGUAUGCUAUUUUGUAGUCUCCUUUUAAAAUAAUGUCCGUCUGGGAAAGAAUUUUUAGUAUCACUCAUUCAGCCCGAUAUUCUUACAGCACUUUAAAAGAAAGUGUCAACAUUUGUAGCUGGAUCAGUAAGAGUGGCUUAAUUAAACGGUGAAUAAUUGAAUGUAUUCAUGUCUGUUGCACUUUGCAGACACUGGUAAAUUGAUCCAAAUCAGUCAUCUAAUCUCAUAUAUUACUUUUUCAUCCUUUCUGCCAAGAAAUCUCUAAAUUGGUUGUCUCCGUUUGAGGAAUUUGACAUACUCGACACAUGAACUAACUUUUAAAUGCCAAAAUGCAUAAUAACUCAAAUCCUAAAAUACGUUGAAUGCAGCAGUGUUUUGUAUAUUUUUGUCCGUUUUAAGUGGACGUGGGAGAGGUUGUUUCAUGUGUCGUUUUUCUUUCGAGCCAUGCCACAGUACCUGAAAGAUUCUUCUAAAGGCAAAGUCAUAUUUGUUCCUGUGAGUUGAUCUAUUUGGUAAGACUACCAAAUUAUUUUUAGUUUAACCUGCCCUGUGCUCACCCCACUUUCUCACUCUUGACCAUAUCCAGUUGUACCACAGAGAUAGCAGACGCACAGGCAGUGCUUCAACGCUUGUAGCAAGUUAUGGGAAAAGUAAAUUUAAAGAGAUGAUUUGAAGCUUAAUUUAUAUUUCCAUGAGAAAUCUUCAUGUUUUUGCCUUUCAGCGUUAAGAUUAUGUAUUUAAAGGAUGAACAAAGACAAAAAUCCCGAAUGACCUCAAGUAAAACAUUGCUGUAAUUGACAUAAUAAAAAAAACGUUUUUCAA